Tupaia belangeri chinensis (Chinese tree shrew) is the source of this 1625-nucleotide messenger RNA. RefSeq names its product dipeptidyl peptidase like 10 (gene DPP10). The record is from RefSeq and is a predicted model, not a curated record. The transcript is spliced from 18 exons. Gene Ontology annotation, molecular function: potassium channel regulator activity. The annotation marks the transcript as partial. NCBI's taxonomy places the organism in Eukaryota, Metazoa, Chordata, Mammalia, Scandentia, Tupaiidae. Gene Ontology annotation, biological process: regulation of potassium ion transmembrane transport; proteolysis. Gene Ontology annotation, cellular component: voltage-gated potassium channel complex; plasma membrane.
AUGGCCUUCGGUUACCAGGUUGAGAUUGGCUUCUCUUUAGCAGUGUUGUGCUGCUGCAUCACAGAGCUCGCCAGGCAGCAGAAAGAUUUAUUUAUUUUAGAUGAACUUACAAAUUCAUCAGAAACCAGAUUGUCUUUAGAAGACCUCUUCAGGAAAGACUUUGUACUUCAUGACCCAGAAGCUCGGUGGAUCAAUGAUACAGAUGUGGUGUAUAAAAGCGAGAAUGGACAUGUCAUUAAACUGAAUAUAGAAACAAAUGCUACCACAUUAUUAUUGGAAAAUACAACUUUUGUAACCUUUAAAGCAUCAAGACAUUCAGUUUCACCUGACUUAAAAUACGUCCUUUUGGCAUAUGAUGUCAAACAGAUUUUUCAUUAUUCAUACACUGCUUCGUAUGUGAUUUACAACAUACACACUAGGGAAGUUUGGGAGUUAAAUCCUCCAGAAGUUGAGGAUUCCGUCUUGCAGUAUGCAGCCUGGGGUGUCCAAGGGCAACAGCUGAUUUAUAUUUUUGAAAAUAAUAUUUACUAUCAACCGGAUAUAAAAAGCAGUUCAUUGCGACUGACAUCUUCAGGAAAAGAAGGGAUUAUUUUCAAUGGGAUUGCUGACUGGCUAUAUGAAGAGGAACUUCUGCAUUCUCAUAUCGCCCACUGGUGGUCACCAGAUGGAGAGAGACUUGCCUUCCUGAUGAUAAAUGACUCCUUGGUGCCUACUAUGGUUAUCCCUCGGUUUACUGGAGCAUUGUACCCCAAAGGAAAGCAGUACCCGUAUCCUAAGGCAGGUCAAGUGAACCCAACAAUUAAAUUAUAUGUUGUAAACCUAUAUGGACCGACUCAUACUUUGGAACUCAUGCCACCUGACAGCUUUAAAUCAAGAGAAUACUAUAUCACUAUGGUUAAAUGGGUAAGCAAUACGAAGACAGUGGUGAGAUGGCUAAACCGACCUCAGAACAUCUCCGUCCUGACAGUCUGUGAGACCACUACCGGUGCUUGCAGUAGAAAAUACGAGAUGACGUCAGAUACAUGGCUCUCUAAACAGAAUGAAGAACCUGUGUUUUCUAGAGAUGGCACCAAAUUUUUUAUGACAGUUCCUGUUAAGCAAGGGGGCCGUGGAGAGUUUCACCACAUAGCUAUGUUCUUUGUUCAGAGUAAAAGUGAGCAAAUUACUGUGCGGCAUCUGACAUCAGGAAACUGGGAAGUGAUAAAGAUCUUGGCAUAUGAUGAAACUACUCAAAAAAUUUAUUUUCUGAGCACGGAGAUUUCUUCCAGAGGGAGGCAGCUGUACAGUGCUUCUACUGAAGGAUUACUGAAUCGUCAUUGCAUUUCAUGCAAUUUUAUGAAAGAACAAUGUACAUAUUUUGAUGCCAGUUUUAGUCCCAUGAAUCAGCAUUUCUUAUUAUUUUGUGAAGGUCCAAGGGUCCCCAUGGUCAGCCUACAUAGCACCGACAAUCCAUCAAAAUACUUUAUAUUGGAAAGUAAUUCUAUGCUCAAGGAUGCUAUCCAGAAGAAGAAGAUAGCAAAGUCAGAAAUUAAAAUUCUUCAUAUUGACGACUAUGAAUUUCCUUUACAGUUGUCCUUUCCCAAAGAUUUUAUGGACCGAAACCAGUAUGCUCUUCUGUUAAUAAU